CAUCCAACACCCUUCUCACCAAACGCCCUCUUCCUUCUCAUCCUCUUCUCAUCUCUCUAGCAUACUUGCUGGACGAGGUAUUGGAUAAACAAGGACAACAUGUCGUUGACUCAGGAUAAUGUGGCAAAGUUGCCUAGUGCCCCUCAGGUCAGACGUACACCUUCGGGACAUUCGGUCCAUUCUGGUCAAUCGGGAUCACGUACCCCUUCGUUACAUCAACCUCAAAGUUUAUCAAGACGUUCUUCCAUGUCAGCAGGACAAAGAUUGAAUAUCGGUCCUACGCAUAAUGUUAACGUUGGGGAGAUUGGGGUUCCUGUUGUUACCCCUAGGAAAGAAAGACCUUCUCAUCAGAGAUCUUUGACUGGCUCAUACUUCCCCUCUCAACCCGGAGUUGUGUCUAUGGAAGGAGAAUGGCCUAUCGGGGACGAAGACACUUGGAAGACUGCUCUCAAAGCGGAAGAGAUGGAGCCUAAUGACGUACAAGGUGUCGCGAAUAGGGUCGUGAGGCAUGUCAAUACCACUCUGGCAAGACAGGCGUUCAAUGUCGAUGAGCUCGCAGCGUACCAAGCGACUGCCCUUUCGGUUCGCGACCAGCUUCUCACACGCUGGAACGAGACCACUGGCCACCACACUCUCCGUGCGCCAAAGAGGAUCUACUACCUCUCUAUCGAAUGGCUCAUCGGGCGUUCGCUCGACAAUGCCGUGCUGAACCUUGGCUUGAGGAACACAUACGAAGAAGCAACUCGCAAGCUUGGCUUUAACUUUGAAGACCUCCUUGACCAGGAAAGAGAUGCAGGUCUCGGUAACGGUGGUCUCGGGCGUUUAGCGGCUUGUUAUAUCGAUAGUAUGGCCACUCUUUGUCUCCCCGGUUGGGGCUAUGGUCUCCGAUACAAUUACGGAAUUUUCAAACAACUCAUCUCGUCUUCUGGAGAACAGCUCGAAGCUCCUGAUCCGUGGUUGGACCGUGAAAACCCAUGGGAAAUCGCCCGUCUGGACGUCUCUUACCCUAUCCGAUUCUUCGGUAAUGUAGAGACUAUCCCCAAUACCGACCGGGCUCGUUGGACCGGAGGGAUGGAAUGUAUGGCGGUCGCGUACGAUACACCCAUCCCCGGUUUCGCGACCAAAAACUGUGCCAACAUCCGACUUUGGAAAGCUACGCCUAUUUCGGGAUUCGAUCUCAACUCCUUCAAUGCUGGAAACUACGAAGCCAGUGUGUCGGCAAGCAGCAGCGUGGAGAAUAUCACCCGUGUACUCUAUCCCAAUGACAAUAUGUACCAAGGCAAACUCCUCCGCUUGCAGCAACAAUACCUCUGGACUUCGGCUAGCUUGCAGGAUAUCCUGCGUCGAUACACCAAGCUUGACCUGUCAUGGAGCAAAUUGCCAGAAUACGUUUGCAUCCAGAUGAAUGAUACACACCCGACUAUCGCGAUCCCUGAGCUCAUGAGGAUCCUCAUCGACGAAGAAGAGCUCUCAUACGAACAGGCAUGGAAGAUCACCACAAAGGUCUUCGCAUACACCAAUCACACCGUCCUUCCUGAAGCUCUGGAGAAGUGGGAGUUGAGCUUGUUUGAGCAACUUCUACCCAGGCAUCUGCAAAUCAUUUACAAGAUCAACUAUGAUUUCCUGAACCAAGUUGCCAAACGUUGGCCGAACGACGUUGAUCGUCUCGCUCGCAUGAGUAUUAUCCAAGAGGGAUCUCCAAAAUACGUCCGCAUGGCUAACCUAGCCAUCGUCGGAUCGUUCAAGGUCAACGGUGUAGCCGAACUCCACAGUCAGCUCUUGCAAGCUACAAUCUUCCGCGACUUUGUCGAAUUCAAAGGAAGAGACUUUUUCACCAACGUGACGAAUGGAAUCACCCCUCGCAGAUGGUUGUUACAAUGCAACCCCGAGUUGGCGGCGCUUGUCACACACACGCUAGGAAGCGAAGAAUGGUUGCUUAAUGCCAAAUUGCUCACUAAUCUCUUACCCAUGGGAGAUAAUGCAGAGUUUAGGAGUGCGUUCAAGGCUAUCAAACAGUCGAAUAAGGGCAGACUCGCCGACGUCCUUGAAUCGGAACUAGGUAUCGACAUCAACGUCAACAGUAUCUUCGCCUGUCAAAUCAAGCGUUUGCACGAAUACAAACGACAGACCAUUACUAUUUUUUCGAUGAUUUACCGUUACCUCAAAAUCAAGACUGCGACAAGGGAGGAAAAGAAAAAGAUGCAACCGUGGACGAUGAUCUUUGCCGGUAAAGCAGCCCCAGGGUAUUACAUUGCCAAGUUGGUCAUCAGACUCAUCGUGAAUGUUGGCAAGGUCGUGAACAAUGAUCCUGAUGUGGGGGAUCUGUUGAGGAUUUGCUUCAUCCCGGAUUACAGCGUGUCCAUCGCCGAAGUUCUCGUUCCCGCCGCAGACGUCAGCGUGCAAGUCAGUACGGCCGGCACUGAAGCCUCUGGAACUAGUAACAUGAAAUUAGCCCUCAACGGCGCCCUUCUCCUCGGGACGGUGGACGGUGCCAACGUGGAGAUCGCAGAGGAUGCAGGAGAGGACCAGUGUUUCAUGUUUGGUCACCUCGCGGACCAGGUGGCGCAGGUCAGGUUCAACAACAGCUACAAUGCGUUGCCGCUUGAACAAAGGUCUCCAGAGCUCGCAGAAGUCUUCAAGAUGAUCGAAAGCGGUACCUUUGGUGAUGGACACAUCUACGAAGCCCUUCUCCAGACUGUGUACGAACAUGAUUAUUACCUCGUCUCGAACGACUUUGGGUCGUAUCUCGAAGCUCAACGAUUGGUCGAUGACUUAUUCAAGAAUGAUCCGGAAGAAUGGACCAAAAAAGCUAUAUUGACGGCUUUUGCCAUGGGAGACUUUUCGUCUGAUCGGUCCGUUCAGGAUUACGCCGAUGGUAUUUGGUCCGUGGAACCAUGUCGGGUUCCAGAGUAGUUUAGCUCCUUUUUUUCUCAUCAUCAUUUUCUUGUUCAUUCGACACUCCUCGUCAUCUCCACUCUCCGUAACUUAUUAGAUGGAGUGUGGAGUGAGAUGUGAGGAAGUGAUCUGUUAAAACGUGUCGAUAUUUAGUGUGAGAAUGAAAGAAAUGUGAUGGUUUAUACUUGUGAGAAAAGAAUGAUCGAGGGGGAAUAUAACACGGUGUUAACAAGAAAGAAGGGACAGUACAUAGAUCCAAGAUGAAGAAUAUGGUCUAUGUUUCUUUUUC
Tremella mesenterica DSM 1558 is the source of this 3184-nucleotide messenger RNA. RefSeq lists its product as uncharacterized. The transcript has 29 exons. Gene Ontology annotation, molecular function: glycogen phosphorylase activity; pyridoxal phosphate binding. Gene Ontology annotation, biological process: glycogen catabolic process. Lineage: Eukaryota; Fungi; Basidiomycota; Tremellomycetes; Tremellales; Tremellaceae. The record is from RefSeq and is a predicted model, not a curated record. Bases 100 to 2913 code for a protein of 937 amino acids. Gene Ontology annotation, cellular component: cytoplasm.